GAAUGCUCGGGAACUCUCCAAAUUCUUCAUGUAACUUGCACAUUCAAGCCUAUGCGCUCUUAUAAAUUCUUCCACUUUCCAACUUCCACAGCAAGACGAAAUCCAGCAAGCAAUAUUCUUCCUACUCUGUGAGAGUUUGAUCACAUUCCAAUCUACAACUAAAUUCUCCAAAUCUUCCACUUUUUUGGCAGAAAAUGUCGCUAAUUCCAAGUGUUUUUGGCCGGCGAAACGACAUCUGGGAUCCAUUUUCUCUCGAUCCCUUUCAAGACUGGCCGUUUAAUUCCGUGCUUUCCACACAGAUUCGUUCCGACCUUUCCAAUGAGACAUCUCAGUUUGCUGCCACUCGGAUUGACUGGAAGGAAACACCGGAAGGCCACGUGUUUAAGGCGGACCUUCCAGGGCUGAAGAAAGAGGAGGUGAAGGUCGAAGUUGAGGAAGGUAACGUACUGCAGAUUAGUGGAGAAAGGAGCAGGGAGAAAGAGGAGAAGAAUGAUACUUGGCACCGUAUGGAGAGGAGUUCUGGCAGAUUCUUCCGCCGGUUCAGGCUGCCGGAGAAUGCGAAAAUGGAUCAGGUCAAGGCAAGCAUGGAGAAUGGUGUCCUAACUGUAACUGUUCCCAAAGGGGAGGUGAAGAAGCCUGAUGUCAAAGCCAUUGAGAUUUCUGGUUGAAGACGAUAAACACCAAGAAACUGUUUUGAAGUCUUACGUAUUGUGUAUGCGUACUUAUGAAUCGGUGUAUGUUAUCUUUUAACUGUGUUAUCGGGUGAAAUGGUUGACUUUUGAAGUGUGAUGGUCUAUGUUUUGUUGAAUAAAACUUGCUUUAUUUGAAUAUAUUUUCAGAGUA
Olea europaea var. sylvestris is the source of this 843-nucleotide messenger RNA. RefSeq names its product 18.5 kDa class I heat shock protein-like. Gene Ontology annotation, biological process: response to salt stress; response to heat; response to hydrogen peroxide. The coding region runs from base 195 to 668 and encodes 157 amino acids. The transcript has a single exon. The record is from RefSeq and is a predicted model, not a curated record. NCBI's taxonomy places the organism in Eukaryota, Viridiplantae, Streptophyta, Magnoliopsida, Lamiales, Oleaceae.